Molecule: messenger RNA, 8556 nt
Organism: Nothoprocta perdicaria
Lineage: Eukaryota; Metazoa; Chordata; Aves; Tinamiformes; Tinamidae
Gene: ANO3
Product: anoctamin 3
Exons: 27
Coding region: 1-3090 (1029 amino acids)
Biological process (GO): chloride transmembrane transport
Cellular component (GO): plasma membrane
Molecular function (GO): protein dimerization activity; chloride channel activity
Source: RefSeq, a predicted model, not a curated record
AUGUCAGCCGUGCUCAUCGAGCUGGAUCGGCUCCCCUCAGCUGAGACUGGGAGCAAGGAGGGCUCCUGCCCGGGAUCUAAGGAAGGGGAAUGCAGGGAAGCGUGUGCUGAGCCUGCCAGUGCUCAGCUGCGCUGCUCAUACUCUGCUCCAGCUGGCAUGAAUACAAGCAAGAGUGAGACRGUGAAAGAGCACCCGUUAAAGCCUUCUCGAAGAUCGAUGCCAUGCCUAGCGCAGAGCCAGACGCACCCUCAGAGCCUCACCAAACAUUCCUCCUUCCUGCAGCCCAACCGGGUGCAGCCCCAGCCGCUCAGCGCGGGGACGUCCACGGCCACGGUGGACGUGGUGUCGGAGCGAGCUAAGGUGAUGGAGACGUUGGAAAACAACUUGCUCAAACUGUCUAAUACAGAAUACAGUGAUCCAUUUUUAGAGGCAGGAAAGGCCAAAGAAACGUACACAGAAGACUCGGAACAUGGGAAUUACGACACCCGCACAGAUCAGUCCCUGCUCAUUCAAAGCAGACUCGCCCGGCAGAAAACAGAACCUCGGACCAAAUCGUCUUUAAAGAGUGAAACGAAUGCCAUGGCAUCCUCAGGCCUCUUCUUCAAAGAUGGCAAGAAACGCAUUGAUUACAUCUUGGUCUACAAAAAGUCAAGUCCACAGGUAGAGAAAAGAAGCACGUUUGAGAAGAACUUGCGAGCUGAGGGCUUGAUGCUGGAAAGGGAGCCAGCUGUUACAAACAGUGAUAUCAUGUUUGUUAAAAUUCACUGUCCAUGGGAGACAUUGUGCAAGUAUGCAGAAAGAAUGAACAUCAGGAUGCCUUUCAGGAAAAAAUGUUAUUACACUGACUGGAGGAGCAAAACCAUGGGCAGCUUGCAGAGGAAUAUGAGAGAGCUGAAAAGCUGGCUGCCCAGAAAUCCGAUGAAGCUGGAUAAGGAGGCGCUGCCGGAUCUGGAGGAGACAGAUUGCUACACGGCCCCCUUCAGCCGCGCGCGCAUCCACCAUUUUACCAUAAACAAUAAAGACAGCUUCUUCAGCAACUCCACCCGAAGUAGAAUAGUGCAUCACAUGCUACAGAGGACAAAGUAUGAAGAUGGCAAAUCCAAAAUGGGUAUUAAUAGAUUACUAAAUAAUGGAACAUAUGAAGCUGCAUUUCCUCCUCAUGAGGGGAGCCACAAAAGCAGACAUCCCAUCAAAACACACGGAGCGCAGAAUCACAGGCACCUGUUAUACGAGCGCUGGGCACGGUGGGGAAUGUGGUACAAAUACCAACCUCUGGAUUUAAUCAGGCGAUACUUUGGUGAAAAAAUUGGGCUGUAUUUUGCCUGGUUGGGAUGGUAUACUGGAAUGCUUAUCCCCGCUGCCCUUGUUGGGCUCUUUGUUUUCCUUUAUGGUUUAUUUACAAUGGAUUCCAGCCAAGUAAGCAAAGAGAUCUGCGAGGCAAACGAAACCAUCAUGUGUCCUAUGUGCGAACGCAACUGCACGCUCCAGAAGCUCAAUGAAAGCUGCAUGUACGCCAAGGUUACACAUUUGUUUGAUAAUGGAGGGACUGUCUUCUUUGCUAUUUUCAUGGCAAUUUGGGCUACAGUAUUUCUGGAGUUUUGGAAAAGACGGAGAGCAGUAUUAACCUAUGACUGGGAYCUGAUAGACUGGGAAGAUGAAGAGGAAGAACUGCGCCCCCAGUUUGAAGCUAAAUAUUCCCAAGUGGAAAGAGUGAAUCCGAUCACAGGAAAACCUGAACCUUUCCAGCCUUUCCCUGAUAAGCUCAGUCGACUGAUGGUGUCUGUCUCAGGAAUAUUCUUCAUGAUUUCCCUGGUACUCACUGCAGUGUUUGCAGUUGUGGUGUAUCGUCUGGUAGCUAUGGAGCAGUUUGCAUCAUUCAAGUGGUAUUUCAUCAAAAAGUACUGGCAGUUUGCAACGUCUGGCACYGGAGUCUGUAUCAAUUUUAUGAUCAUCAUGUCACUCAACGUGGUAUAUGAAAAGGUUGCCUACCUCCUGACGGAUUUAGAGCACCCUCGAACGGAAUCCGAGUGGGAAAACAGCUUUGCCUUGAAAAUGUUCCUCUUCCAGUUUGUCAACUUGAACAGUUCUAUCUUUUAUAUUGCUUUUUUCCUUGGCAGAUUUGCAGGCCGCCCAGGGAAGUACAACAAGCUUUUUAACAGAUGGAGGCUGGAAGAGUGCCAUCCGAGCGGCUGCUUGAUAGAUCUGUGUUUGCAGAUGGGAGUUAUUAUGGUUUUGAAACAAAUGUGGAACAACUUCAUGGAACUGGGCUAUCCGUUACUACAGAACUGGUGGUCAAGACGCAAAAUGAAGAAAGGAGGGCAAUUAAUGGAACAUAAGAUUUCUCUACCUCAGUGGGAAAAAGAUUGGAAUCUGCAGCCUAUGAAUCUCCAUGGCUUAAUGGAUGAAUAUUUAGAGAUGGUUUUACAGUUUGGCUUUACCACCAUCUUUGUUGCUGCCUUCCCCCUGGCACCUCUCCUGGCAUUGCUAAACAACAUCAUAGAAAUAAGGUUAGAUGCAUACAAAUUUGUCACCCAGUGGCGGAGACCUAUGCCGGCAAGAGCAACAGAUAUAGGUAUCUGGUACGGGAUUCUGGAAGGAAUUGGAGUUCUGGCUGUCAUCACCAAUGCCUUUGUUAUUGCCAUUACUUCGGAUUACAUUCCGCGCUUCGUCUAUGCAUACAAAUACGGCCCCUGCACGGAUCAGGGAUACAGACAAGAAAAAUGCCUAAAAGGAUAUGUCAACAGCAGCUUAUCAGUGUUUGAUCUGAGUGAGCUUGGGAUGGGCUACUCUGGAUAUUGCCGGUACAGGGAUUACAGAGCACCGCCGUGGAGUUCGACUCCAUAUGAAUUCACUUUGCAGUUCUGGCAUGUCCUGGCGGCACGGCUGGCUUUCAUUAUCGUAUUCGAGCACCUUGUUUUUGGAAUCAAGUCUUUCAUUGCCUACCUGAUUCCAGACAUGCCCAAAGACUUAUGUGACCGCAUGAGGCGAGAGAAAUACUUGGUCCAGGAAAUGAUGUACGAGGCUGAGCUGGAGCACUUGCAGAAGGAGCGGAAGAAGAACGGGAAGCAGUAUCACCACGAAUGGCCUUAGCUGACACCACGCUGCAACAAAACAAAAGCACUCUUUGGAAGUUGGGGAGUGCAGUUGCAGAACGAGGUCAGCAUCUGACACGAGCGCGGGGGAUUCACGGUGUACAUAUGUUCUUGAUGGGCAGUCCAGCUGCAGGCUUUGGUGGGCACCUGGAAGUAGAUGCUUCCAAUGAAUAACAUGAAUAGCCUUGGCUGCCUGUGCUGACUUGGUGGUGAGCAGCACGGACAGGACUGGCGCUGAAGAGCGUGCAGACAGCUCCGAAAUCUGGACUCUCCUUGGUUAGAAAAGGCAAAGAAUGUUCAUGCUAUUCAUGAGGAUACUAUCAGCUUAGCGAAAAUAAAAUAUUACCUGUAAACUUAUACAGUAAGGGCAUGACUAAAACCAACUCACGUGAUAUCCACUAUUUCUACAGCUUCUGAUUGCUCAGCUGCAUCUGUAAUGCCUCUGAACAAACGAGCAAUUGUUGCCUUUGUGGCCAUAACUUGAUAUAAAAGAUCUUUCAGGCUUACUAUUUUGUCAGGUUUGUCCUAGUCUCUUGUCGAGAUUGUGGAUGUGGUCCUACCCUACCAAGGGGGUAUAUGGCUGCUUAACAUAUACUAUGCAGUUUCAUAUUUGCACAUCGAUUUCAUUAARUUAUCCUCCUCGUUGAAAACCAAAAAAAGCAAUCCUAAACUGAGCGAGAAAAGAGCAGCACGGAGAGCACGCAGCUCGAUUUGCAGAUGAUGUGGCUGCCCAAAAGGCUUUUCACUUUUAUAUGCACCAAGGCCACCUCCAGAGCCUGCCGGAGGGCGAGCCCCUGUCCGAGCGUGUUGCUCUCCUCUCUGGGCAGCAACUCCACAACUUUGCAGGGUAGAAAUACUCGGGCACCGUGCAGCUGACUUCMUUCCGAGUAGAUAAAUACCUAUUUAGAGGAUGCAAGCUUCUGCAGAAACACCUAGCAGGUGAACACUGCCCCUUUGUGACUUGCUCGUUCAGGGACAGAGAAGCAGAGCACUUGAUAGCGGCGCUCCUAUUGUAAUAGUCAAUAUUCCAGUGAUGUGCACUUCUGCUAUUGGGCUGCAUAAGGCAAAGCAUGGGAACUAGGUACAUGCAGAUAUGUAUAGGGGUUGUAUGUAAAUGCACACACGCACGAUGGUUAUUUUUAGAUUUUUUAUUGUUAUUUUUAUGCCUUCUUACAAUUUUGAGAGGCUUUUUGGAUAAAACUCACUAAGAGUAGAAAUGAGGGGCUUUUUGGGUAAUAAUCACUAAGAGUAGAAAUGCACAUAAAGCAUUGAAUUUUUCUGUGUAUAUGGCUUAAGGCGGUGCUGCUUGUGGCUACAGGCACAUUUGUGUGAUGAAGUUGUUUAUUAGUAACAKUUUGUAAUGCGGGAUAAGAAGCACUUAAGUUAAACAAGUGGGCAGGAAUCACUUGCAGAGAAGAGAACAGGKGGACAAAGUUACACUCAUUCUGCUUCUAAUAUACAAUUUUAAAUAUUUGUUUUUAUUUAUAUUAGAUGAGAAAAAAAAAAACAAAGCAAAGAUGCAACAAAGCACAGUAACUGUAAGAAAUGCAAAUGUUAGCCAUCAGUUUUAGCAGUAAAAAUGCAGGGAAGUCACUGGUGACAAAUAUGAAAAGACCUGAAGUUUUACUUAAGAUAUUGAGCCAAAAAAAGAGUAUCCACUCCUAUAUCUUUGAAAAAUCUUUUUUUUAAUGUUACAUAAAAUUAAUCUUAAGAGCACAGAACCCCUUGAAGUGGAUGAAUAAGAUCUGUUGUGUCUUGGGGAAGCCUAAAAUCAGACCCUCAGUUUUAUUAGUCACCCUACCUUAUUCAGGAGAUGUCUUGGUUAAGGUGAGUUGCCUGUGACCAGGCGAGGCCAGGGUAGGAGCAUCUCUAGUACGGCACAACAGAGGGAARAAACUGGAAGCCGGGUGUUGCCCAUUAGCUCGGCGACAAGGGGCUGCUGGAUCUGAGCUUCUCCCUUUUGGCAAGGGGUUUUUUYCCCCUUCCCAUUACGUUUUGCAUUUUGAAUUUCUUAGGAUUCGUCUUGAGAAAUAAUUCAAACGUUCCCUGCAGUGCUUUUGUAAUCACGCUGUUUGAUUUGAUUUAUUGCUUCACUGUUUGUGAGACAGAGUAUCGAGCACUGUUUGACAGCUUAACUGUGUGUCAAAGGAUCCAUUUUUGUGCCAUAUAACGGUAGUACUUCAGUUCUUCAUCAGGUCACAGGUGAGCUCUCUUUUUAGUGUUUUCUUUAGGAUAGAAAAAAAAAAAAGGCCUUGGCUGGCCCAAGGUAUAAAAAUUUAGCAUAAAGUUAGGCAAAAAAUGAAAAAUACUGAUUAAUUAUUUUAUAUUUUCUUCUUUCUGCUGAGGAUAUUGGCAUAUGACAGUACCAAGUGAGCAAAAUCCCAUCGGGACCUUACCAAUACCUAUGGAAGGAARCCUUUUGUAUUUGAGGAUGCUUUUGGAUUUAAAUAGCUAUGUAUAUUCUUAAUGAUUUUCCGCACAUACCAGGCAAGUACGUAGGUCUGGCACUGUUCAGUUUAUGCACUGGGAAAGCACAAGAAGUUUUGGGGAAUUCCUGUGCGUGGCCUUUUGGUUCUGGAGGAUAGCAGCACCGUCUAAAGGCUUUGCCCCUAUCUAGCCUUUUGCUUAAGCUGAGAAACCCUUUUUUCUAGACUUCAUUUCACGUGGUGUUUGCAUUGGCUGCACGUUAUCUUCCUAAAGUGUAAGGCACACACUGUCCUCAGGAAUAAUGUAUUUUAUGUAUGGCGAAUGAACUUUUCAUAUUCUAAGUAUUGUCUUUACAAAAAAGAAAAAAAAAAGAAAAAAGAAAAACAAAGACUAGUAUGAAUAGAUUGUGCAUGCAGGCUGCAUUUGUAAAAUCUGACAAAGCUACCAACUGUGCAAAAAUGCUUUAGAUCGUUGCUGAUCUAAUGUGUGACAACUUUGCUCUAUGCAUGCGCCCUUAGAGAGACUGCAUGAGCAAGUACGUAUUUUUAAACACAAAAAGAUUACUCCAAAAUGUCUUAAUUAUUCCUAACCAAAUUCAGCGUCUUGAGCCAGACAAAAAAGAAAACUCCACUUUAAAAACAGUAGAAAACCCAUGCAGGUUAUAGGCAUCUCAUUUCCAAUUACUUUAAUCUAAAGUUAAUUAGAUUUAAUUUGCUCUCCUGAGUCCCCUUCUCUGUAUGGGGAGGUGCACGAAGAGCUUGGGGGUCCCCAUAGGGAUCUGAGGGGGUUGCCUUGGGGUUGAGUGUUGGCAUCCUCUCCUGCAGAGCUCCUAGUUGUGUGUCCUGCUGACACRUACAGCUCCAAAACCAGGCACACUGCGUCAGGGCAGCCCAUCUCUUUCUUUCUUUCCUACCCCUUUUUGCCACUGAAUUUAUGGAGAAAAUGGGGCUUAACACUGAAGUUGUUAUCAGUGACCASGAGGCUACGGUUUCCAUAAUCACGAUAGGCCAUAGAUGUUAUUUCUUUAGUUAUUUCUUUAAGAUUUCUUUAUUUCUUUAAGAUGUCUUUAUCAYGACAACAUGGACACAUUGCUUGUUACCAUGCCCUUUUCCAACUUGUCUUACAUUUUCUUCUGAGGAUCAUUUAGGCUCAGUUGGGCCCYGCUGAAGACUCAAAGAAAAAUGUCCAGAAGGAGUUGGUAAGAGUAAGUUACCUAGAGGUUAAUGGAAAAGUCCCUCAUUUUUUUCUAAGUUUUUUUUCAUAAGGAGUUUUGCAGAACAACAACAGCAAAAAUCUUGGGAAAUCUUGCCCUUGGAGGGCAGUUUGAUGUAGGGAAGGGUGGGAAAUUCAGUGAGGUUUUAUUCUGAAUGUGUCCCUAAGACCAUCAAUCUAAUGUAAGUUCUACAAGUUUGGCACAUUUGGCAUUUCCUUGCUGUGACUUGUUCCACUCCAAGUUCCAGUUAUUGCUGCUGCCAGAGAUAAUUUCUGGAGCUUUGGGAUCCAUUAAUGUUUGCCUGUGAAUGGUUAUAGUGCACCGGGGAAUUAAUUAAUCUUUUGAAUUAUACCACAGUUCAUUUGGUGGUAAUUAGUAUAUACUUAUUAAGGAGCAUUGUAUCAUUUCAGAUUACCUGAAAAUGAUCAUGAUCCAUAAAAUGAAAAAAAAAAAAAAAUCCUUCUUAGAUAGUUAACUUUGACCUUCCAUCACUUUCAUGUAACGCUAUUACAGACCAACUUUUUUACAUUCACUGAUUGUAUAAAUAAAACUUGUUUUAUAGAAAUAGCUGAAUGGGAAGGCAAUAAAGUUAAUGGAAGAUCAAACAAUCACAUUUUCUAUUAAGUUUUUUAUAGUAGAAAAGGGAUAGAGACAAAAAUAAUGGUAUUGGUGAUCACUUAAAAUAUGGUAGUACUUCCAAAAACAUUUAAACUUUUUUAAUCAUGAAAAAAUACUCAUGUUGCUCAUUGGGAGGUGAAAGGUGAAAUAAAUAAACAAGCAUCCUUUCAUAAGAUCAAAUGAUCUUCCCUACCAUUAUGCACAUGCAUUCUAGCRUCCUCCUAAAGACUCUGAGCCGUCCUAGGGCUGCCUUCCGUUUAACAUUGGUUGGAGUUGACUUACAGUGAAGUUUUCUCUCCAACCACAUUGGCUGUAGAUUUGUAUAUUUGGGCCUCAUUUGGGCACAGCACAAAGUUACCCCAAGAGCACAAAGUUCUCGUGACAGCACAAGAAGAGAGAAAGCACCUUGAUAUUCCRUAUUCCACAGGAACAUUUGCGAUGUAGGGCUGGGAUUUAGGCUGGAAAUGCUAGUGGUAUCUUCCCUCCUCACUGCACUGACACCUGAUGUUGUGUUUUUUCCAUUGGCUUCUCCCACCUUUUUGCCAGGACCUUGACAGUGUUUUACAUUCUCUGUAGUUCGCGUUCUUAUUGCUGGGAAUCAGUGGUUAGGAUGCUAACGGGUGAGCAAUUGGCCUCAAACCCAAKGCAGUUUAAGGCUAGUGAGAUUUUAAGCGCUAGGAACAUGGUGAAUUUUCUGUUAGAAACGAGAGGAAAUUCAAUCUCCUUUUUAUUUUCUGUUUUAUGUGUAUGAGAGUUUUGUAUUUAAAAAAAAUCUACCAAGCUUUACUCUAAUUUUUACCUAGAUUAGUAUCACUGAAAUUUCAARUGUUUGAAAUCUCAUGUAAAAUCUAACUAAAUAACAUGCUUCRGUCAUUUUUACACUGAUAGUCCUGGGUAACUUGCAAUAUCAUCGUAAGACAUUUCUUAAGGUGUGUAUAUAUUUGAGAUUUAUGUAAUAUUUAAAUACUACUUGGUUUCUAAGUAAAGAAUUAGAAGAAAAUUUGAACUAUUUUUUCUAUUCAUGAAUCCAAACUUUGUAAGUAAUGUUUGAAACGAGAUUACAAUACUUACCACAAAAUGUUUCAAAUGAAUUGACUUUUAUGCACUACAUGCUGGACGUUCUSUGGCCUGUCAGCUUUUGCUUUCCUUUGUGUUUUAAGGUUACUUUUACAUCCCGAAAUGUACCCCAAAAUUAAAUGAAUUUGC